This is a messenger RNA of Haliotis rufescens (red abalone), 2147 nucleotides long. RefSeq lists its product as uncharacterized. The transcript has 3 exons. Bases 135 to 860 code for a protein of 241 amino acids. The record is from RefSeq and is a predicted model, not a curated record. NCBI's taxonomy places the organism in Eukaryota, Metazoa, Mollusca, Gastropoda, Lepetellida, Haliotidae. Gene Ontology annotation, molecular function: chitin binding. Gene Ontology annotation, cellular component: extracellular region.
AUGACAAAUCAGUUCCCGACGUACGUCUUUGGAGUCAACCUGUAAAAAAGUGACACGUUAGAAAAUCUAUAAAGGCCUGUCCCCUCAUAUACCUCGUUGGAUUCCACUGCUCAUACUUCUCUCAACUCAACGCAAUGGGCUCGAAGGUGCAUAUUAUCAUAUUCGUGUUUGGACUUGCCGCCAUUUUGUUUUUGAAUGCAGUCGAUUCCAUCGAUUUUAGUGACGAUAAUUUCGGAGCAGACCCCGGAUGCCAGGAUCCUUGGUCGACGGAAUGGACUAGAGACAACCAGGAUUGCAGUAAAGUUCAUUUCUGUGUACAAGGCAAGAAAUACUGGACUAUAAACUGCAACGACAGUCGAGUGUGGUCCAAUAUCGGCCAUGCAUGCGUGGAGCCAAUGUCCCAGUGGGACGACUGUAAUCAAGUGAUGACCACCCCCGCUAUCAAUGACGAGCGGUGCGUCCUCCCCAGUGGAAUGAACCCUGACCCCGACAACUGUGCCCAGUUCCUGGCCUGCACCAACCGGACAGUGGUGGCCACGAUGCAGUGUCCAGAGAACACGCUCUUCUCCACCAAGAACAACACGUGCGAUUUGAGUUUCCUCGUGGCUGCUGAGUGUCGUACGAGACUCAUCCCAGAACACGUCGUUGUUACCACCGCUAGUCCCAUCGUCGAUACCCCCUGCGAGGGGACCACGAACGGUGACGUCAUUGACCCCACCAACUGCGCCCGCUUCUUCAAGUGCAACUACGGCCGCGUCGUCGCCAGAAUCAAGUGUCCCGCAAACAGCGCCUUCUCCUCCGACAAGCGCAAGUGCGACUGGAGAGCCAAUGUGGACUGCGAGGACCGCCCAUUGUCUUGAGCACCCCCAGUCACGUGACCGUCUUUCGACCAAGGGUUCUGGUGUCCUAUCGAUUCUUAUCACGUGACCUCGACUAAUCUCACGGACUAUUAUCGUUGUUCUUAAAUAUGUGUUUGUAAAUUUGUUUUGUUAUGUUUUAUCGGCUUUUGGGGGAAGGUGAUGUCAAAUUCAUCUCAUAUAACAAUUCAUUUUUCAAUUAUUUCAUUAUGGAAAAAUAAUUAAGCUUCUUGUUUUGUUUAUCAAAAACCGUUUCAGGGGCACCCUGUCUCAGAUGUCUGUGUUCAGGUAACAUAAAAGAUACAUUGUAAGGACGAUACACGUAUGAGCUGAUAAGUAAAUGUGCACAUGUGCUGAGAUCCUUCAUUAUAAGAACGAUACACGUAUGAGCUGAUAAGUAAAUGUGCACAUGUGCUGAGAUCCUUCAUUAUAAGAACGAUGCAUUUAUGAGCUGAUAAGGAAAUGUGUACAUGUGCUGAGAUCCUUCAUUAUAAGAACGAUACACGUAUGAGCUGAUAAGUAAAUGUGCACAUGUGCUGAGAUCCUUCAUUAUAAGAACGAUACACGUAUGAGCUGAUAAGUAAAUGUGCACAUGUGCUGAGAUCCUUCUUCAUUAUAAGAACGAUACACGUAUGAGCUGAUAAGUAAAUGUGCACAUGUGCUGAGAUCCUUCAUUAUAAGAACGAUACACGUAUGAGCUGAUAAGAAAAUGUGCACAUGUGCUGAGAUCCUUCAUUAUAAGAACGAUGCAUUUAUGAGCUGAUAAAGAAAUGUGCACAUGUGCUGAGAUCCUUCAUUAUAAGAACGAUACAUUUAUGAGCUGAUAAGGAAAUGUGCACAUGUACGGACAUCCUUCAUUAUAAGAACGAUACACUUAUGAGCUGAUAAGGAAAUGUGCACAUGUACUGAGAUCCUUCAUUAUAAGAACGAUACACGUAUGAGCUGAUAAGUAAAUGUGCACAUGUGCUGAGAUCCUUCAUUAUAAGAACGAUACACGUAUGAGCUGAUAAGAAAAUGUGCUCAUGUGCUGAGAUCCUUCAUUAUAAGAACGAUACAUUUAUGAGCUGAUAAGGAAAUGUGCACAUGUACGGACAUCCUUCAUUAUAAGAACGAUACACUUAUGAGCUGAUAAAGAAUUGUACAUAAAUACUAAGACUCUUCAUCAUUUUUACUGGAUGUAAGAACAAUAGCGCCUGAAAAAAACGUAGUGAUUCUUGUUGAGCUAGUGAAUGAUUGAAUGACAUUAUGCAGUGUAUGUGUUUCCCGAAGUAAUAAACUGUUUUGAUUAAA